Messenger RNA from Xiphophorus maculatus (southern platyfish), 3650 nucleotides. RefSeq names its product NACHT, LRR and PYD domains-containing protein 3-like. Lineage: Eukaryota; Metazoa; Chordata; Actinopteri; Cyprinodontiformes; Poeciliidae. The transcript is spliced from 10 exons. Gene Ontology annotation, molecular function: metal ion binding; protein binding. Bases 361 to 3177 code for a protein of 938 amino acids. The record is from RefSeq and is a predicted model, not a curated record.
GUGCGUCACGUCGGGAGGCGGCACCUGAGAGAAGAAAACUUCAGGAUGAGUCAGAGUCACUGACCACAGUGGGAAAUCUACACGGAGGCUCGUUUACUCACAUUUCUGAAUCACAGCCUGUAGAAAUACAAAACAACCACAGCAAACUGCACCUAAAGCUGGAAUUACUCUGAACUUUGACCCCAAAAUGCCAGAGGAGGUGAAAAUGAGCAGAAAGAGAGGGAGGACUUCCCUAGAGAAAAAAAAAAUACUUUAGUACUGUAUUUCAAACAUACUUCCAUUUCUAUCAGACUCCAUAUUAAGAUGGAGGACGGGAAUAACUUGUCUUCUUGUUAACAGAGACUUACUGAGGUCCAGAAGAUGGAAGAUUUUGACCUAAAGGAGGACAGAGCAGAACCUCCAGGAUCCGUCUGUCCUUCUAUGAGGAGUGACCGGUCCAGAGAUAAACCUCCAGUCUUCAGUAAUGAACCAGAACCAUCAGACCCAGAAGGGAGGAAGAGGAGCAGCGUUGGUGAGGAGGAGCAGCCGUCCUGCUGUGCUUUGUGUCAGAAGGUUCUGAUGGAUCCGGUCUCUACCAGCUGUGGUCACUGGUUCUGCAGACAGUGCAUCAGGUUCUACUGGGACCAGUCUGGACCCUCCUCCUGCCCCCAGUGUGGAGAAAGACCCAGAACAGGAGCUGGACUGCUGACAGCCAAUCAGAGCAGCUGUGCUCCAGAUGUUGUUCUGCAGCAAGUUCUACAGGAGCAUAAGAUCAGUCUGCGGAGGAGAUGUGAAUGUGUGACUGAAGAAUGCGAUGUAACAGGAAGUAGAACCCUCCUCAACAGGAUCUACACUGAUCUCUACAUCACAGAGGGACAAAGUGAAGAGGUUAAUACCCAACAUGAGGUGAAGCAGCUGGAGAGAGCUUCCAAGAUCCAAAACCUCCAUGACUCUCCAAUCAGGUGCCAUGACAUCUUUAAAGCCUUCCCUGACCAACAUGGAGCCAUCAGAGUGGUUCUGACCAACGGCGUCGCUGGUGUUGGAAAAACCUUCUCAGUUCAGAAGUUCACUCUGGACUGGGCAGAGGGCUUGGAGAACCAAGAUGUCAGUGUGGUGGUUCUGCUUUCGUUCAGGGAGCUGAACUUGAUCAGAGAUGAGCAGCACAGUCUUCUCACGCUGCUCCAUGUUUUCCAUCCAACCCUCCAGAAGCUCCUAGCAGAGCAACUGGCUGUCUGCAAACUUCUCUUUAUCUUUGAUGGCCUGGAUGAAAGCAGACUUUCACUGGACUUCAACAACAGUCAGCUGGUUUCUGACGUCACACAGAAGUCAUCAGUCAACGUUCUGCUGACAAACCUCAUCAAGAGGAACCUGCUUCCGUCAGCUCUCAUCUGGAUAACUUCCAGACCUGCAACAGCCAAUCAGAUCCCUCCUUCAUGUAUUUCCAGGAUAACAGAAGUACGAGGCUUCACUGACGCCCAGAAGGAGGAGUACUUCAGGAAGAGGUUCAGUGAUGAAGAGAUGUCCAGCAGAAUCAUCUCCCACAUCAAGGCCUCUAGGAGCCUCCACAUCAUGUGUGGAAUCCCCGUCUUUUGCUGGAUCACUGCUACAGUUCUGGAGAACAUGUUGACCUCAGAGCAGAGAGGAGAGCUACCUAAGAACAUGACUGACAUGUACUCACACUUCCUGCUGGUCCAGACAAAGAGGAAGAAGAACAAGUACCAUGGAGGACAUGAGACAAGUCCACAGGAGCUGAUGGAGGCUGACAAAGAAGUUCUUCUGAAGCUGGGGAGGCUGGCAUUUGAACAUCUGGAGAAAGGAAACAUCAUGUUCUACCAAGAAGACCUGGAGCAGUGUGGUCUGGAUGUCACAGAAGCUUCAGUGUACUCAGGAGUUUGUACAGAGAUCUUCAAAAGAGAGAAUCUGAUCUUCCAGAAAUCAGUCUACUGCUUUGUCCACCUGAGCAUUCAGGAGUUUCUGGCUGCAGUCUAUAUGUUCCACUGUUUCACCACAAGGAAUACAGAGGUAGUGAAGAAAUUCCUGGGAAAAGAAUUCAGUGAAACAUCUUUGGAGGUCAUCAUAAAAAAAGUCCUAGAGAAAUCCUUCUUCAGUAAAAAUGGCCACCUGGACCUGUUUGUUUGUUUCCUUCAUGGUCUCACUCUGGAGUCCAACCAGAGACUGUUAGGAGGCCUUCUGGGUCAGACAGAGGACAGUCCAAGAACCAUCCAGAGAAUCAUCAACAAUCUGAAGGAGAUGAACACUGAUAGAAUCUCUCCUGACAGAAUCAUCAACAUCUUCCACUGCCUGGUGGAGAUGAAUGACCGCUCAGUUUUUCAGGAGAUCCAACAGUUCCUGAAAUCAGGGAAUAAACUGUCGGAGAUCCAGUGUUCAGCUCUGGCCUACAUGCUGCAGAUGUCAGAGGUUCUGGGUGAGUUGGACCUGGAGAAGUACAACACAUCAGAAUCGGGACGACUGAGACUGGUUCCAGCUGUGAGGAACUGCAGAACGGCUCGACUUGGUGGCUGUAAACUCAGACAGGCUGAAUGUGAAGUUGUGGCUUCAGCUCUGAAGUCCAACCAACAUCUGACUGAACUGGAAAUAAGUCAGAUCUACAUAUUUGGAACCAGUACAGACUCUGGACUGAAUCAUCUGUUUGAGAUCCUGGAGAGUUCAGUCAGUAAAGUAAAGAGUCUGAGAUUGGAGUACUGCAGGUUAUCAGAGAUCAGCUGUUCUUCUCUGGUCUCAGCUCUGAAGUCCAACCCCUCCCAUCUGACUGAACUGGACCAGAGAGGAAACGACCUGAAAGAUUCUGGAGUGAAGGAGCUCUGUGGUUUUCUACAGAAUCCUGAAUGCAGAAUACAACGAUUAAUAUUGGAGUACUGCAGGUUAUCAGAGAUCAGCUGUUCUUCUCUGGUCUCAGCUCUGAAGUCCAACCCCUCCCAUCUGACUGAACUGGACUUGAGCAACAACAACCUCAAAGAUUCUGGAGUGAAGGAGCUCUGUGGUUUUCUACAGAAUCCUGAAUGCAGAAUACAACGAUUAAUAUUGGAGAAAUGCAGGUUGUCAAAGAUCAGCUGUUCUUCUCUGGUCUCAGCUCUGAAGUCCAACCAACAUCUGACUGAACUGGACCUGAGCAGAAACAACCUCAAAGAUUCUGAUGUUCAGCAGCUGAAGCUUUUUGUAAAAGAUGUUCAGAUCUGAUGUUCUCUGUAAAGAAGAGAAUCGUCUCUGUUUCCUGCUGAUCCUCAGAGAUUGAAGCUGCAGCAGUUUGAGUCUAAAGAGACUCUGACUGGAUCAUGAUGACCUUUGACCUGAAUGAUUUCCUUCCUGUUUAUUUCCUCCUGUCUGUCAUUUUGUAUCUGAUAUUGAUUUUCUCUUUGGAUCGAUGAAGAUGAAAUUGUAACUCGGCUCCAUUUAGAGGCUUCAUGGAGUUUUGAUCUGAACUUGAUUCAGUUUUUAAACUUUAUCAUUUUUCUCUGAUUCAUUUUCAUCCUGGAAGCAGAAAUAUGAAACAUAUUUCAGUUCAGCCGUUUCCAGGCUGCAUGUUUGCUUCAUUUGAAUUCAGUUUCUGAUGUUUUGCAGCUCUGGUCUUUCUAUCUGCUGCUGUAAACGACUCAGUGAGGAAAUUAUGCAACUUUUACUGAUGAUUUUAAAUAAAUAUUUUAAUUUCCUGG